GGGCAGCAAAGGCCAAUGGGUCAGAAGGGCCAUAAAGACUCCCUUUGUCCUCGUGGAAGGACUCCUGUGAGCACCCUCCACGAGGCCCUGGACCAGUGCAUGAUCGCCCUGGACCUCUUCCUCACCAACCAGUUCUCAGAAGCACUCAGCUACCUCAAGCCCAGAACCAAGGAAAGCAUGUACCACUCGCUGACGUAUGCCACCAUCCUGGAGAUGCAAGCCAUGAUGACCUUUGACCCUCAGGACAUCCUACUUGCUGGCAACAUGAUGAAGGAGGCACAGUUGCUGUGUCAGAGGUACCGGAGGAAGUCUUCCAUGACAGAUUCCUUCAGCAGCCUGGUGCACCGCCCCACUCUGGGCCAGUUCACGGAAGAGGAAAUCCACGCUGAGGUCUGCUAUGCAGAGUGCUUGCUGCAGAGAGCAGCUCUGACCUUCCUGCAGGAUGAGAACAUGGUGAGCUUCAUCAAGGGCGGCAUCAAAGUUCGAAACAGCUACCAGACCUACAAGGAGCUGGACAGCCUGGUCCAGUCUUCACAUUACUGCAAGGGAGAGAACCACAGGCACUUUGAAGGAGGGGUGAAGCUCGGUGUGGGGGCCUUCAACCUGACACUGUCCAUGCUUCCUACUAGGAUCCUGCGGCUGUUGGAGUUUGUGGGGUUUUCAGGAAACAAGGACUACGGGCUGCUGCAGCUGGAGGAGGGCGCAGCAGGGCAUAGCUUCCGUGCUGUGCUCUGUGUCAUGCUGCUGCUGUGCUACCACACCUUCCUCACCUUUGUGCUCGGUACCGGUAAUGUCAACAUUGAGGAGGCAGAGAAGCUCCUAAAACCCUACCUGAACCGCUACCCUAAGGGCGCCAUCUUCCUGUUCUUUGCCGGGAGGAUUGAAGCCAUUAAAGGCAAUGUUGACACAAAUCAGGAGAACAGUUGGAGCAAAGGCUUGGCCACCUAUGUCUACAUGAAGGCCGCCUACCUCAGCAUGUUUGGGAAGGAGGACUACAAGCCUUUCGGGGAUGACGAAGUGGAGUUAUUUAGAACUGUGCCAGGCCUGAAGCUCAAGAUUGCUGGGAAAUCUCUGCCCACAGAGAAGUUUGCCAUCCGAAAGUCUAGACGCUACCUCUCCCCCAACCCUAUCUCAUUGCCAAUCCCUGCUCUGGAAAUGAUGUACAUCUGGAAUGGUUAUGCUGUGAUUGGGAAGCAGCCGGAACUCACGGAGGGGAUACUUGAGAUUAUCACCAAAGUUGAAGAAACGCUGGAAAAAGGCCCAGAGAAUGAGUACUCAGUGGAUGACAAGUGCUUGGUGAAAUUGUUGAAAGGCCUGUGUCUGAAAUACCUGGGCCGUGUCCAGGCGGCCGAGCAGAAUUUCAGGAUCAUCCCUGCCAUUGAAAAGAAGAUUAAAUAUGACCACUACUUGAUCCCAAAUGCCCUGCUGGAGCUGGCCCUGCUGUGUAUGGAGCAAGGCAGAAAUGAAGAGGCCAUCAAACUCCUGGAAUCUGCCAAGCACAACUACAAGAAUUACUCCAUGGAGUCAAGGACACAUUUUCGAAUCCAGGCAGCCACAGUCCAAGCCAGAUCUUCCCUAGAGAAUGGCCACAGAUCUAUGGUUUCAUCAGUGUCCUUGUAGCUUUGUGCAGCAUCCCAGGCUGGAAGACAAACUGAGACAACUGGAUAGAGCUCCUGGAAACAUUUCAAAAGAUCCCCUCCCCCUCCCCUGCCUUCGGGGUCCACCGGUGCUCCUGUGGGAUGGUACAACAUGGGUACCCAUGCAGAAGCCAAGCUGGCAUUUUCACCUGUGUGGCCAAGGGCCUUUGUCAAGGGCAGAGCAGGUGGCGCCCUCUGCCUGCCCUAUCACACAUACGGGUACUUGUUUUUCACUGUGAUGUUUAAAAAGAAUGUAUGAACAGUUUACAUUUUCCUUAGAAAUACAUUGAUGGGGUCAUAGUUGGCUUUAAAAA
Molecule: messenger RNA, 1951 nt
Organism: Otolemur garnettii (small-eared galago)
Lineage: Eukaryota; Metazoa; Chordata; Mammalia; Primates; Galagidae
Gene: TTC39A
Product: tetratricopeptide repeat domain 39A
Exons: 18
Coding region: 16-1620 (534 amino acids)
Molecular function (GO): protein binding
Source: RefSeq, a predicted model, not a curated record